AUGCGGUCGGACGAAUGGUGGGGCGCGGCGGCGAGGUUUCGUGGCGCGCGCCGACCGAGCCGCGUGUUUAUUUGGUUGCCGUCCGUCGCGGCGCGUACCUUCAAUAUAUUCGUUGCGGGGCCGUGCUCGGUGCUGUUGCUGUUGCCGUCGCUGCUAUUGCCGCCGAUCGCUCCGGCGUUGUGCCUCUCGCUCCAAAACUGUGUCACUGGGUGGGCAGAGGUACCACAUCACUGUAUAGUUAUAUCGGCGUGCGUCGGCCGGCUCGCGGGAUCAGUGGGUCGUCCGCGGUGGUCCGGGGAACAGGCGCAGCACAGCACCGGCCUACAAGAGCGUUCGGUGAUUUUGUCGUCCGCGCGUGUAUCGCAGUCGUUGUUAUAUUUUCCGUCGAUUCCAAAUAUUAUUAUUGCCGCGUCGUUCGCGCGCGAGUCUCCGUCGUUAGCCGUGCUCCGGCCAGCACCGGGACCGGGACACCGGCCGGGUCGAGUACUUGAACAUGUUCAAGAAAGAAAAACCCAUGAUGUCCGUGUCGGCCAUCAUACAGAGCAGGGCGGCUCAUCACCACUGGGGCAGAGGUAA
Macrosiphum euphorbiae (potato aphid) is the source of this 576-nucleotide messenger RNA. The record is from the annotation of a GenBank genome assembly. NCBI's taxonomy places the organism in Eukaryota, Metazoa, Arthropoda, Insecta, Hemiptera, Aphididae.